Truncatella angustata is the source of this 4746-nucleotide messenger RNA. Its product is annotated as ABC transporter. The transcript has a single exon. NCBI's taxonomy places the organism in Eukaryota, Fungi, Ascomycota, Sordariomycetes, Amphisphaeriales, Sporocadaceae. The record is from RefSeq and is a predicted model, not a curated record. Gene Ontology annotation, molecular function: ATP binding; ABC-type peptide transporter activity; ATP hydrolysis activity. Gene Ontology annotation, cellular component: fungal-type vacuole; membrane. The coding region runs from base 98 to 4579 and encodes 1493 amino acids. Gene Ontology annotation, biological process: transmembrane transport.
AUUUCUUCUGUCUGACGAACCCACACCUCAAAUAUGAAUCUUUCAGAAUAUAUAUGAGUUUCCAUUGAGGUAUACCUACGUCUUUUUGCUGAGUGUGAUGCGUUCAUUCUAUGCUCAUGGCUAUGAAGUACAGAAUCUCCUCGCCGGGGAGUCUGGCUUCUCCCAGGAUUCCCACUUUGUUACUCAUAAGAACUUGCAGAUCCUAGAGAGCACACCAUUCACACACUCUGUGACGGACAGCCGAUACAGCUUCAUUACACAAGCAUCAAUUGCUGGAGCUCUGGUCCUCAUCUAUUUGAUACGACUUUCACUGCCGGCAGCGCCUCAGUGGUGCAGCAAGUUCGCCCAGGAAGAUGCCUGGCAGAACGCGCCGCGCACAAGGAGAUGGUCGUUUCCAGCCGUUGCUCUCCUUCUGCUCUCCAUUGCAGGUCUUGCUUUGGCUACAGUAUCAGCAAUAUAUGAAAACUCUUGGGCAUGGCUUGGCCUAGUGCCCUGGUUGGCUUCCGUUCUGCUCGUUGUCAUCGCCCGACCGUCGAAGACACCCAAAACAUUGUUGACUAUACUGUGCACUACUACUCUUAGCAAUGCAUUCGCCCUUUACGCAAACUACAAGACUCUACGAGAGCUAAAUAUCAUCUACCUUGGAGAAUUGUGUAUUGCUAUCGGCUAUAUCAUCAUUAUCCUAUCAAUGCCUAUGAGGGACCCCGGCUUAAGCGCCGAGGGUAUUGCUGGGCCACAUGAUAAAGCGACGAACAAGCUUCGUAGUCCAGAAGAUAAAUUGACUCUGUGGCAGUUCAUGACGGUCUCGUGGAUGGGCCCAAUGAUGCGAGUGGCUUCAAAGAAGACCCUCAAUGACGAAGAUGUCUGGUUGCUGCCUUUUGAAUUCCAGCACAGCCGCCUUCAUAUGCUAUUCCAAGACCUUCGAGGAUCGCUUAUUUGGAGACUGAUUUUGGCAAACGGAUUGGAUCUCAUGAUCACUACAUCUUUAGGAAUACUGGAGAUGGUUGCCAAUCUCUCAAACCCAGUCCUGCUCCAACGCUUGAUUGCUAGUAUUCAGAACGGCUCGAGGAACGAGUCGAUAUUCUAUGCCAUUACUAUAUUGGCUGUACGACUGGUAGCCGCACAGUCUGCCGUGUUCACCCUUUGGUACAGUCGUCGCGCCUACGAAAGAUCUCGUGGUGAAAUGAUUACAACUGUGUACGCCAAGACAUUGACCAGGAAAUCCCAAGGAUUCCAACCUUCAGAAAAUGACCCAAAGCACGUCAAUGGCAAUGAACUUGAUGGUGGAAAAGUUGAAGAAGGCCGAUUUGCCCGUCUACUUAUUUGGCUAAAGAUUCGCAAGAGUCGCUCGGAGAAGGCUGAAACGGCGAAGGCACCAGCGUCCAUGGGAAAAAUACUAAAUUUGAUGAGGAGCGACUGUUACGAAGUGGCGCAACGAUUUUGGGAUUUUCCAGCCCUUAUCACAAAGCCAUUACAGUUUGGCCUUUCGCUUUUCUUGGUUUGGCAGUUCUUGGGUUGGCCUUGCCUGCUUGGUCUUGCAUGGGUCGUAUUUAUCCAAUUACUCAAUGGGCUUUCUGUCAAGGCUCUUAUUUCACGAGAAAAACGCCGAAGAGCUGCUACAGACGAACGCCUGCAGGCCACCUCCCAGUUCGUGGAGGCCAUCCGCCAUCUCAGAUGGUAUGAUUGGCAAGGCAAAUGGCUCGACAAGAUUAUGGUUGCACGAGAUAGCGAACUACAUCUCAAAAUCAUAACCGGUUUGUGGGCCGUUCUUUUGGGGACUAUAAAUAUCUCUGCAGGGGCCUUGUUCCCUGUUAUCACAUUCUUUGGCUACACCUACAUCGCGGGCAGGCCUUUGUCGGUUGAUAUUGCAUUCCCAGCUCUGCAGUUGUUCAACAUGCUAGAAACUAGUUUGAAGGAGCUUCCCGAUUUGUUCAUGAUGCUUUUGAAUGCUUCUGUUGCUAUCGGCCGACUGGAUGCUUUUAUGGCAGAGCCUGACAAAGACGAGGGGUUUUCAAACGAGGAAGCUACUGACAUUGAGUUCCGUGAUGCUUCCUUUGCUUGGCCUGGAACUAACAAUCCUGUCCUAUAUGAUCUCAACCUCCACUUCACUACUGGUCUUGCAGUGAUUCUGGGACAAGUCGGUUCUGGAAAAUCCGCCCUUCUGCAGGGAAUCCUUGGCGAACUUGAUCGUUGGGCUGGCGACUGCAUUCUUCCGCAUGAGAUGGUUGGCUACUGUGCCCAAUCUCCAUGGUUGCAACACAUGAGUAUUCGUGAUAAUAUUCUAUUCUCGUCUCCCUACGAUCCUGUACGGUAUAAACAGGUCAUCGAAGCCUGUCAAUUGACGACUGAUCUCGCGAGUUUCGAGCACGGCGAUCUUUCUUUCAUCGGAGAGAACGGAAUAGGACUUUCUGGGGGACAAAAGGCCCGAGUUGCUUUGGCCCGUGCUGUUUAUAGCCAGUCCCGCAUUUUGCUUCUUGACGAUCCUCUGGCACCAUUAGACCACAACACCGCCGAGACCAUUGUUCAGAAGCUCUUCCGUGGUAGUCUAGUUGAAGGUCGGACGGUGGUUCUGGUCACGCACCGCGUCGAUUUGGUAACACAUCUAGCAGACCAGGUCAUUGAGAUACAGGAUGGAAAAGGUCGCAUAUUGGACAUUGAUGAAAUCCCGGAACAAAUUGCGACCUCGAAAUCCGCAAAUAAUCCAGAAGAAGCUCAUGAGGCUGAGCCGUCCGCGGAAGAACAGGAUGCCGCCAUUCGUGACAAGUUCAUUGAAGAAGAACACCGCAAAGACGGCGGUGUUGUUCUGUCGGUGUAUUGGACUUAUAUCAGAGCAGGGAAACUGAGGUGGUGGGCUGUCCUUAUUGUCCUAUUCACCAUUUUCCGCCUCGCGCGCGUGUUCAGUGGUUGGUUCUUAAAAGCCUUCUCUGAAGCUUACCCGGAUAAGCAAGUUGAUAUGGAUAUGGACGUCGCCUUUCUGGCCCGCAGAGUUGUCUUCGCUAUCGUGGAAAGGGGAAGGGAUGGAAGUGGUUCUUUCGCGGAUCGUUUCUUCGACAACCUUCCUCCCCCCUACGAGAAUGUGCGACCAUGGUUGAUUUGGUAUCUGGUUAUCGCUCUCGCGAUGACGGCAUUGUUCACCAUCGUUCAACUCGCUCUGCUUCUCAUCUUAUACGUCGCUGCGAAGAGUUUAUACGUUCAAGUCGUCACAAGGGUGAGUAACGCCACAUUCCGGUUUUACGAUGUCACGCCUGUGGGCCGGCUGAUGAACCGAUUGACCUCGGACAUUGGAAUGUUGGAUGGCGGUAUCAUAUCACCAUUGCAGAACAUGGCUUUCUUCUUCCUUACUUGGGCGACCGCUAUGGUCAUCAUUGCUUUGGUCACUCCUAUUUUCUUCAUAUUUGCCAUUGUCAUGACGCUUGGAUUCGUAUACAUAUUCUUGCAAUUCUUACCUGCAUCACAAAGUCUCCGUCGGCUCGAGAUGGUCUCCCUGAGUCCUCUCAUGUCGAACUUUGGUAUUUUACUGGAUGGUCUAGCGACAAUCCGCGCAUUCAAGGCGCAACCCAACUUCCAGAACCGCAAUAUCGUCGUCACCGAUGCUUUCCAACAGAAAGACCAUUUCUAUUGGUCGCUCCAGUCUUGGUUGAUGUACCGUUUCGACUCGCUGUCAGCAGUCUCGACCUUCGUCCUGACCAUGAUCGCCCUUUACAACGGGCUAUCUCCUGGUCUGACUGCUUUCGUGCUGACAACAGCUGCCCAAUUUGUCGACGCUACUCAUAUGCUAUGUAAAGUUUACGGGCAGCUGCAGAUGGACUUCGUCUCGGUCGAACGUGUCAUAGAAUUGUUGGAGCUUGAGGAGGAACAGGUCGGCGAUAUCGACCCGCCGGCUCACUGGCCCGCUUUCGGGGACGAUAUCGAAUUCGACAACGUCACAAUGAAAUAUGCACCACACCUGGAGCCUUCACUCUCCGACGUCAGCUUCAAGAUUCCUGGCGGUUCGACCUGUGCCGUGCUCGGAAGGACGGGAUCUGGUAAGUCCACGCUUGCUUUAGCCUUGCUGGCAACUCUACGCCCAGAGACGGGCAGCAUUCAUGUGGGCAGCAUGGAUAUCUCACGGGUCAAUGUACACACCUGGCGCCAACGUAUCAGCUUCGUUGCUCAGGACCCGGUGCUUUUCCCGGGCACACUGCGGCAGAACAUCGAUCCGCUCGAGGAGCACUCAGAUGCAGAGUGUAUUGCAGUACUGCAUCGUAUUCUGGGACCCGAGUGGUCCUUGACUUCGCAUGUCGAAGGCGGCGGCAAGAACCUCAGCCAGGGCCAGCGGCAGCUGGUCGGCAUCGGGAGGGCGGUGCUGAGACGCAGUUCUGUAGUUGUGCUUGACGAGGCGACGGCGUCCAUCGACAAAAAGACGGCCCUAGCUAUCCAAGAUGUGCUCAGGGACGAGUUAAAACAGAGCACGGUGAUCACGAUUGCGCACCGGCUUGAGGCUGUCAAGGAUGCUGAUUGGUACGUCCGGCUUGAUGCUGGACGGGUAGUUGAAUGUGGUCCCGCAAAGAAUUUGCCACCACCUUCCGAUACGAAAUAAGCUGCGUUUCCUUUUAUUUGGAGUUGAUAUACAUAUACAUAUACGUUAUUAUUAGAUAUCGCCGACAAACUAUAUAGUACCGUGGGGGUGAUCUCGAAAAUCUUGCAAGACUAGAAACAAGUAUAUUGCGUACCAAGUUGAAUAUAUUUACCUGAAGGGUUUUUAAG